CCAUACUGUGAAAACAAUUCAUCAAGUGACUUAAUGAUAGCACACUGAGAAAAACGUUUAAGUUGUAUUAAAUGAACCUUUGCACACCAUUGGCUAUAUAAAAAGCAUUUGAUCAGAUUUUUGUUCAUAUUCCAAGAAUCAAAAUGCGUUUGACAAUCUUAUGUAUUUUUUGCCUGGCAACUGUGAUCCUGGCUAUCGACAUGGACUCGGAUUCACUACAGGAACAGUACGAAAGGGAGCAGUACAAUAUUCGCAAAAAAAUUUGCCUUCAAAGUUCGGAAUACGGAAAGUGCAAAGGUCGUCGGAAACUUUGGUUCUACAACCCCAAGAAAUCCAAGUGUCAAGUUUUUAUCUACUCGAAUUGUGGUGGCAAUGGCAACCUUUUCUAUACCAAGGAAAGUUGCGUGGAAUUUUGUGGCAAAUACGACUGGAAGAAGGUGCGAAAGACAGGACUUCGACGUUCAGCUGAUUAUAGAAGAAAAGAUGGGAAUUAAUUGAAUAUAUAUACUUGAAUUUAACAAUUAAAUAUACAUUGUUUAAAGGAAAUUACUAGUUCAC
Molecule: messenger RNA, 558 nt
Organism: Drosophila melanogaster (fruit fly)
Lineage: Eukaryota; Metazoa; Arthropoda; Insecta; Diptera; Drosophilidae
Exons: 3
Coding region: 144-494 (116 amino acids)
Cellular component (GO): extracellular region
Molecular function (GO): serine-type endopeptidase inhibitor activity; endopeptidase inhibitor activity
Source: RefSeq, marked reviewed